CAGUCGUGAAAAUGCCUUCCAGCGGUAAGUUUUAAUCAAGUCAACUUAGGAGCCUCCAAACGACGCUCGCGUAAGAUUUUCUUGGACGGAAUGUUAUAGAUACUUCUUUUAAUAGUAAUUCCAAUUAGGAGUGGAUAUUCAAAAGUUCGGCUCCGGAUCAUGGGAAUCGACACGUAUUUAACGAAAAAGAUACUUUUUAGUAGUUUUAGAUAUAAAAUCGAUUGUGUAUCGGUCGGAAAAACAGCCGAGCGGUAAGUGAAGUGAAAACUGCCACGAAAUAGAAGGUGCACAUGUGGGACAUUUUAUCAUGAAGCCUUAGAUAGUUUCGUAUUUGCGUCUUAUGCAGUGGAACAAAAGUGUCUCCUCACUAAAAAAAUAAAUAGCGAUGAAACGGAAGCAGCGGCGCUAUAGGACUACUUUUAAUUCCCUUCAACUACAGGAGCUUGAACGAGCCUUCCAGCGAACGCACUAUCCAGACGUUUUCUUUCGGGAGGAGUUGGCGGUACGGAUCGAUUUGACCGAAGCUCGGGUUCAAGUCUGGUUUCAGAAUCGACGAGCAAAAUGGCGGAAACAGGAGAAAAAUUUGAUCAAAGGGAGUAACAUGGACAUGAGUGGGGUAAAUUAUGAUAACAACGGGAGUGGACAGAAUUCUGUGCAGCUAGCAAGUAAUAGUGGACUUAUUUCAGAACCAUCACUAAAUCAGCACUCCCUCGACCCUGAAUCAAAAAUUACACUUGGUCCACUUUCACCUGGACGACUAUCUCCGAACAUCUUUCUCAACUUAAACAUUGACCACUUAGGAAUGGAUCGUAAUAAUUUGACCUUAGAAUGGUCAAGUUUUCCACCGACACAUCCGCAAACGCUUCAACAUCCUUCACAACAGAUGCAAUCGCAUCAACAAUCCCAGGACCAGAGCCUUCCUCAGAGUCAGAUGAGUGGUCCAAAUAGCUUAAACUUGGAUAGUUCACCUUCUUCUUACGAUGAAAUAAAAUUUCUGAAUGUGGAUCAGUUCAGCAUGGACAACUUUAAACCUGAUGGCAUCCUCAACCUGGACCAGAGCAUCCUGGAUGAAAAACAACAGAGCCUAAGCUUGGAUAUGCCUUCCUUUUCCUUAUCUGAGCCACCGAAGACACCGCCUCUGAUGGAUCUUGAUAAGCCAAUUAUUAAUAUUAAUGUUUCGGGAAUUCUUGACUUAGAUGAUAAAUUUUAGUAAAAAUAGUUAUUUACGAUACGCAAUCUUAGUUAGUAAUUAUUUUUUAGAUUAUUUUUAUGUUAUAAAUGAAACACUCAAAGGUUUUGUUGCAAUUGGAAUGAUUCAGUUACCAUUGUUAUGGUUUGCCGCAAUAUUGUUGUUUCUUCUAGUGAAAUUGAUAUAGAAGCAAAUUCCCUAACAUAUCCUUAAUAAAUUGUGCAAUAAUCAGUUAUUAGCAGAUAUUAUUUGAAUAAUAGAUUGACGAAUGUGUUUAAUUGUGAACUCCCCUUUCUCCACUUUUGUGGAAAAGUCAAAUAAGUGAAUUUGUUUUGAACAUGUUUAUGUGAUUCUGUCAUAUCGAAUUAAAUGGAUACAGAUAAAAUAAAGUGAAGAAUAAAUUUAUUAAAUAUAAUA
Messenger RNA from Hermetia illucens (black soldier fly), 1606 nucleotides. RefSeq names its product paired mesoderm homeobox protein 2 (gene Pph13). The record is from RefSeq and is a predicted model, not a curated record. The transcript is spliced from 3 exons. The coding region runs from base 386 to 1210 and encodes 274 amino acids. Gene Ontology annotation, biological process: regulation of transcription by RNA polymerase II. Gene Ontology annotation, molecular function: RNA polymerase II transcription regulatory region sequence-specific DNA binding; DNA-binding transcription factor activity, RNA polymerase II-specific. Lineage: Eukaryota; Metazoa; Arthropoda; Insecta; Diptera; Stratiomyidae.